AUGCGGUCUGCUGGUCUGCUCGCCGGCUUCGCCCUGCUGGGCGCCUCAAGACUUGCUUCGGCGGGCAAGUGUGUCCCUCGUCCCUCCAGCACCACCACGGGUGCCGGUGCCGUAAGCUCGCCGUCAGCAACGACGACAGCGCCUGCUGAGGUCAAGGUCGUUGUGAACGACAUUGCCAACGGGAACUUCGCCGGUUACGAUCCCAACUGGCCGGGCGGCGUCUACGGCUUCAACAGCACCGGGGAUGUCCAGCUCAUUCAAGGCUUCGGAUAUCAGGGGGAUGGCAGCAAGGAGACGGGCUGUGUGCAGAUGACCUCUGGUGUCCAGCGCCGGAGAGGCCGAAGACAAGCGAACACCGACUACAAUGCCAUGAUCGAACAGAAGCUGGAGAACCUCGAUUUGACGACGCAAUACACUGUGCGGUUCUUCUACACCAUCCUCGAGAGCACAGUCGCCGGUUCCUGCCGGUAUGAUGCCUAUUAUGGCGAUGUUCUGUUCAAGUCGACCGACUAUUUUCCUGUUGUGGCGAAGACGAAUCCUGGUAACACGCCGUGGCGGGAGCUUGUGACCUCUGCGGCCGUGACCACGACGGACGGCUACCUCAAGUUUGUCUUGAACUGCGCUUCUGGCGCGUACGCACAGGUCUUCAUCGACCAGGUCUUCGUGUCAAACAAGGUCACUCCUGACGAUGUCGAUAACAUUUCGCUGCUUUACACUUCAAUUGGUAGUGCGACACCCACACCCAGCACUCCACAAAGCUCAACGGUCGUGGUGACAACGACUUCAAGCAGUUCCUCACCUGCUGUGCCUGCUUCCACGGAGCCUUCCACCAGCAGCUCUUCGUCAACCGUCGCAUCGUCCACAACGGUGCCUCCCACAUCUACCAGAUCCUCCCUGCCAUCUGGCGUCUCCUCAAAUAGCCCGGCUAUCUGUGUUUCCUUGCUAAACACAAACACAAACGGCAAGAUCUGCAGCAAGCGCAUCUAUACUGUCACAAACCAGUACCGGGUCAUAAAACAGGACGACAUUACAGCAGAGCAGUGCGGUGCAGCUUGUUUUGCUGACCCAGCCUGCCAGUCCUUCGCUUGGAACACCAUGGGCAAGUGCGCCAAUACGUGCACCCUCAGCACAGCGGGCGCUCCCGAUACAAGCUUGAACAGCGGACCGACGUCGCCCUAUGCCUGGGACAGGGCCUGUAUCGUGCCGCAGCAGUGCCCGGUGAAGCCCACCGGCAAUGUCUGUGUGGACCGCGCUCCGGCAAAACAGUGUAACCAGAUCUUGGGCACCCCGAAGUUCUGCGCCACGCCGUUCUACUCGACGCCGAUGGCUGCCCAAUGCGGCAGUUCUGCCUGCCGGGAUCUCUGCAUGCAGUAUCCUUCUUGCAAGUCGUUCGCGGUGGUCUACGGUGCCAACUCCUUCACCUGUAAUCUCUAUGCUGGCUCUUCUGCUCUCGUGGCGACUUCUGGAGGAAGCCAGCUCUUCACGGAUGUCGACUGCUACCAGUGUGACAUCAGCUCAACCUUCUCGUACAGCUACGUCGCAGGCCUAUCGGACCCUGCUGGUAUGCCACCGCUGCAGUGCUCGCCCAACUCGGUCUCCUCGAUCGUACCUUCAAGCACAUCAUCUCCUACGCCCACACCUUCAUCUAGCUCGACUACAUCUACUACACCCACCAGUGCCCCAACACCAACACCCGAGACAUCGACGACCUCGAGUCCCACCAGGACCUUCUCAGGCUGCUACAGUGGCCCCACUGGCACCGUGCUCGGCCAAUGCACUCUUCUCAGUCCAUCGCCUACCGGAUUGACUUGCGCCAAACAAGGGACCACUACCACCCAGAUCAACUACUCUUGGCCCCGAACCAUAUACCUUAUGCAGAACAGCCUGACAGACUGUGCCGUCAUCUGUGCCACAGACCCAGAGUGCAAAUCCUACGCCUUCGAUGUCUCCAACAUAGUCUGCAGGUUCGGGAAGAGCUCGAUCGCAAAGGCAGGGUUCGUGCCCGAUGCCACGGCGAGCAUGUACUGGAGCGAUGCCGCGUGCGCCGACUGUGUUCUCUGCACGUACCCCUCCGGCUCUAGCACUACUUCGACCACAUCUUCCACAUCUUCCACGACGGCGGCGGCAUCGCCGACGUCGACAUGCGCCUUGACGAACGGUCAGGGGUGCACUCUGAAGACAUGGGUGACGGCAGGGAGCAUAUGCCAACAAGUUGGCUCCCUAACCCGGAGCGAGGUGUGGGGUGUUGACAUCAGGACCUACCCAUACCAGGGUAAUCCUGCUCAGUGUGCCGCAGUGUGCGCACAGAUCAGGGGCUGUGCGAGCUCUGCAUAUGAUUCGCGCCGGGGCAUGUGCCAGUUCAUCACCCUGUCGUUGACGGGUGCCGGCUUCAAGGCCGGGUCUGGGUCGGAUUCGGUUACGUGGAGCGACAAGGCUUGCUUCGAUUGUCCUUCAUGUGACCCGUCGAGCAGCACCCCUACCACCAGCGCCCCCAGCUCCGGACACUCUACUGAUCCGGCGACGACCUCGUCGACUUCGACGUCGCUGUUCAUUCCCGGUUACCCAGAGUCUACUGCUACCUCUUCGAGCUCAACAUCCGUCUUCAUCCCCACCUAUCUAGAGACGACCAGCCACUCAACUGCUUCGCAAUCGCCUGAAGUCACUGCUACUCCCAGCUCAUCUGGCCCAUCCACAUCGUCCAGCUCCGCGCCCUCAUCCACCUCCUCGGCGGCCUGUACAGCUGCCACCCCUGCGCUCAGCGACUUGGUCACCUGCGGUAUGCCGGGAUCGAACGGCCAGCAGGCGCAGACGGCGAUUCUUCCCAGCUAUGUGAUCAAGGCUGUGGGCAGCUUGGCUAAUUGUGCGCUUGUGUGCCUGCAGAGGACGGACUGUAAGGGCUUCGCGUACUCCCUUACUGAUACAGCCUGCUAUCCUUUCACCAAGGGCACGGCGGAUCUGGGUUUGACGUACUCGUCGAGCAGCAAACUCAGGUAUUAUGAUUCGGGGUGUUUCUCUUGUUAA
Molecule: messenger RNA, 3021 nt
Organism: Thyridium curvatum
Lineage: Eukaryota; Fungi; Ascomycota; Sordariomycetes; Thyridiales; Thyridiaceae
Exons: 1
Coding region: 1-3021 (1006 amino acids)
Biological process (GO): mRNA 3'-end processing
Cellular component (GO): RNA polymerase II, holoenzyme
Molecular function (GO): RNA polymerase II complex binding
Source: RefSeq, a predicted model, not a curated record